Temnothorax curvispinosus is the source of this 1085-nucleotide messenger RNA. Its product is annotated as trypsin-1. Bases 62 to 973 code for a protein of 303 amino acids. The transcript has 6 exons. The record is from RefSeq and is a predicted model, not a curated record. Gene Ontology annotation, biological process: proteolysis. NCBI's taxonomy places the organism in Eukaryota, Metazoa, Arthropoda, Insecta, Hymenoptera, Formicidae. Gene Ontology annotation, molecular function: serine-type endopeptidase activity.
GACCUUAAUUAAAGUAGAAGUGUAUAAUUAUCGGUGCAACAAGUUACCCAAGUCGUAAAACAUGAAGACUUUGUGUUACUUAAUUUUAUUAUUCAUUCUGCUCUCGACAACGAAAAAUUGUCAGGCCGGAGAAUUUAACGAGAAAAUGAAGAAUUUCUUUGGACUUUUUGGUAAUAAACCACCUUACUCCACUACUGAUUCACCUGCGCCCUGCUACUGUAGUUGUGGGUUGCGGAAUGAAGAAAGUCGCAUAGUUGGAGGUCAAACGACGAGUAUGAAUGAAUUUCCGUGGAUGGCUAGAUUAUCGUAUCUAAACAAGUUUUAUUGCGGAGGUACACUUAUAAACGAUCGUUACGUCCUCACAGCUGCACACUGCGUGAAGGGAUUCAUGUGGUUCAUGAUCAAGGUUACUUUCGGAGAGCACGAUAGAUGUAUCGAGAAAGGACCGGAAACCAGAUAUGUGGUACGUAUUAUGACUGGCGACUUCAGCUUUCUGAAUUUCGAGAAUGACAUUGCGCUGCUUCGCCUUAAUGAAAGGGUACCAUUAAGCGAUACAAUACGGCCGAUAUGUUUACCGUCAAUAUUGGAUAACGAAUAUGUGGGAUCAAAAGCAAUCGUGUCAGGUUGGGGCACGCUAAAAGAGGAUGGCAAACCAUCUUGUCUUCUACAGGAAGUCGAAGUUCCAGUCAUGAGUCUUCAGGAUUGUCGCAAUACUAGCUACAGUUCUCGAAUGAUUUCAGACAAUAUGCUAUGCGCGGGUUAUCUUGAAGGGCAAAAAGAUUCAUGUCAGGGAGACAGUGGUGGACCCUUGAUAGCGGAGCGCGAAGAUAAGAAGUACGAACUCAUUGGUGUGGUGUCUUGGGGUAACGGGUGCGCAAGACCUGGUUACCCAGGUGUAUAUACGAGAGUUACACGGUAUAUGGAUUGGAUUUUAAAAAAUUCAAAAGACGGCUGUUUUUGUGAGCAUAAUUAAUUAUGGUUACCCGGUGAUUCUUGCUGAGAGAUAUAAUAAAAAGAACAAAGAAGAUGAUUUUUACGUACUACAGUAUGUAUAAGCUCUCUGAAUUCUCGUGCUAAAUAUGUUG